Molecule: messenger RNA, 1620 nt
Organism: Papaver somniferum (opium poppy)
Lineage: Eukaryota; Viridiplantae; Streptophyta; Magnoliopsida; Ranunculales; Papaveraceae
Exons: 6
Coding region: 1-1620 (539 amino acids)
Molecular function (GO): zinc ion binding
Source: RefSeq, a predicted model, not a curated record
AUGGUGAAGGAAAAAAUGCAUGGCAGUGUAGCUAGUUUCUCAUAUGGAAGCACAGACAACACAUUCUUGUCAGUGACACUCUGCUUCAAGCCUGCUAUAGAAGGAUUCUUGGCUGGAUGUAGGAAAAUAAUUGGAUUGGAUGCUUUCCAUUUGUAUGGGAAGUAUGGUGGUGUUUUACUGGUUGCAACAGGUCUAGAUGGUCAGAAUGGUUUAGUACCUCUUGGUAUAAUGGUGUGUAGGAAUGAAACCAUUGAGAACUGGAAGAUUUUUCUCAAAGACUUGAAAGCUAUACUGGGUCAAGACUUGCAUUUCACCAUUAUAUCAGACAAGCAGAAGGGGAUUAGUGAAGCUUGUGACAAAUACUUCUGCUUGGAUGAGCACAGAUUAUGUUUCAGACAUUUGAUGAAGAAUUUCAAGAAGUAUUUCAAGUCAUACAGCUUACAUGUUCAUUUCUGGAAUGCUGCCAAAUGUUACAAGAAGAGACACUAUCAGCAAGACAUGGAUAAAUUAUUUGCUGAGGAUGAAAAAGCUGCACUGUAUCUCAUAGAUCAAAAACCUGAAAGCUGGUCUAGGUCUCAUUUCUCAAAUGACAGCAAGUGUGAGCACAUCAACAAUAAUUUCUCAGAGUCUUUCAACAACAUGGCCAAGCCCUUUAGAGAUAAGACAAUCAUUACACUUGCACAAAUGUAUAAUAAACUGGUGAUGGGUCUUUUCUUCAAGAGGAGGAAUGAAAGUGAAAACUGGCAGGAUGGUGAGAUAGUUCCAAAGGCAAUGAAGCUGAUUACAAAGAUGCAGGACUUAAAUCAUCUGUUUGAGUUAACUGGAGCUGUAAGGGGAAGGGUGUAUGAGGUCAGGAGUGUUCAUGAUGUUGUGUUUGUUGUGGAUCUUUCCAAAAAGAGUUGUAGUUGUUUGCAGUGGCAGCUGAGGGGAUUUCCCUGUCAACAUGCUAUAGUUGCUUUAACACCAUUGAGACCAAACUGGGUUGAAUACUGUGACCCUGUAUACAGUGUGGAAUACUACAAAAAGACAUAUGCUCCAGAGUUUGAACCACUGUCAGCUGAAAUUGACUGGUUCAUUAAUCCUCCUGUUAUCAUAAGAAAAACUGGAAGGCCAAGAAAGAAGAGGAUUCCUUCUUAUGAUGAAGCUGGAAGUGUGAAGAAAAUGAGAAAGUGUAAGAAGUGUGGAGUUUAUAGUCACUAUGCAAUAACUUGUGCUGGUGGAGAGGUUGGAAAGAAUCCAAAGGGAGAAAAACCUAGAACCUGUGUUGAUGGCUCAACAUCAUCUACUCAUGUCCCUGAACCACCAAAAAAGAAGUACAAUAGAAAUAAACCGGUUGUUAGUGCUUCUGUAGGUGCAUCUACUACUGCUAAGGAUGGAAUGAAGAACCAAAACAAUUCAGAAUCUUCUAAACAAGGUGCUGCAAAAGGGAGAAAGAGAAAGGCUUCUUCUCAACCUGCUUUCAAUCAGACUAAUCAACAUGUUGGAUCUGUCAACAACAAAGUCACCUUCACAGUUGCAGAUCCAAAGGGAAAGAAGAAACCAAAGAAGUACAUGAAAGUCCUAUGGGUUGGUUGUCUCUUUUGUUUUUGUUCUGUGACUAGAUCUGAACAAUAUGGUUGA